CCUUAUAUCUCAGAAUCCGAAAACUCUGACAAUGUUAUUGAAUCCGAUGAUAACGAAGUCGAUAUUGAAGAAAUUAGCGAUAUCAGUGAAAAAAAUCCAUCUUAUCAUCAAACAACAGCAAGUAGGUCAAACGACUUUAUUCCAUUAGAGCAAAAAGUUCGACAAUGGAGGCAAGGUGUUAAUAUCGAAUCAAGUUCGGCGACAAUUGAAGAUAAUCUUGAGUCAAAAGUUAUGAGAAAAUCUUCAAAUGACGACGCGUUUCAUACAAAUCAAACAAAUCUCUAUCAAAAUAUGGGAGGAUUUAGUUCAAAAGUUGUAAAAAAUGCCCAUUAUUCUUCGCCAAAACAUCUAGCAUCUCAUAAACAACCUGAAAUUAAUUGUCGAUCAGCCCGUUCGAUUUCAAUCUCUUCAAGAGAUUUUUCGAAUUCUGAAUAUAAUAAUUAUAAUAAUUCUAGUGCGAAUUAUAGCAUAAAUCCCUAUAAAUUAUCUGAUUUCAUUGAUGACUCAAAAUAUAAAAUUGAUUAUAAUGCAACAAAAAGACCAAAAUUAGAUAAGUCAAUUUCCUUUCCAGAAGUACAACAAAAUAAUCAACAAGAAGAAACUCAGUCACGGUUUA
Molecule: messenger RNA, 616 nt
Organism: Rhizophagus irregularis DAOM 181602=DAOM 197198
Lineage: Eukaryota; Fungi; Glomeromycota; Glomeromycetes; Glomerales; Glomeraceae
Biological process (GO): positive regulation of DNA-templated transcription
Cellular component (GO): nucleus
Molecular function (GO): RNA polymerase II cis-regulatory region sequence-specific DNA binding; DNA-binding transcription factor activity
Source: RefSeq, a predicted model, not a curated record